This is a messenger RNA of Loxodonta africana (African savanna elephant), 8969 nucleotides long. It is a transcript of the gene TAB3, whose product is annotated as TGF-beta activated kinase 1 (MAP3K7) binding protein 3. Gene Ontology annotation, cellular component: extracellular exosome. Gene Ontology annotation, biological process: positive regulation of canonical NF-kappaB signal transduction. The coding region runs from base 2948 to 5101 and encodes 717 amino acids. Gene Ontology annotation, molecular function: ubiquitin binding. The transcript has 9 exons. The record is from RefSeq and is a predicted model, not a curated record. Lineage: Eukaryota; Metazoa; Chordata; Mammalia; Proboscidea; Elephantidae.
CAACUUCCUUACUGGAUAUCUUCUGUAAGGCUUCCUUUUUCCUUCUCCAGUCACCCUUGAAAUGAUCCUGGCCAACAUCUUAUUUGAUCCUUCCCAGUCUUGGGGAAGGCAAAAAUCUCUUCUCUCUCAGAUCCUUUUUCCCAGCAGUAGAGUCAGUGUUCCGGUACUUCUGGUGGUGCUUCUACUUCUCAGUGUUCUCAUAUCUCAUUUUCAACAUCCUUUGCUAUUCCCUGGUAAUGAUAGCCUUAAACAGUUAUCUUACAUUAGGCCUGUGAAUUUCAAAUGUCCUUCUUUACUUGGAGCAUAUUCAGUUACAUGAUUUUCCGUUACCUAUGUUUUAGGGUAUGAGGACACCUCCUUCUCUAAUUUGGUAUUACUCCGUUUUUUCUCAAGCACAUUUUUUUUUUUAAUUCCUAAGGAUUUUUUUCUUGGAAGUUUAUUCAUUAUGUUUGUUCCCUGUCCCCACUCACAAAUCGGUCAUGCUGUAAAAUGUUGCUAGAACUCUGGCUGGUACCAGUAUCUUUUGAAUUUCCUGAUUGAGAACAUUUGUAUUUUUUCUUCCCUUCUCUUUUAGUCCUGCAUCUUUUUUGUUGUCUACUUUGAUUAUUUUUCUUCAACAAACUUGCUUUACCUGAACUGGUCUCUCUCUUCUCUGAACUCUGUCUUCAGGGUACAGUGUAUGUUCUUUUUUGACCAGCUCAAGAGUAAGCUUGAGGACAGGGCAUGGACGUCACUCUUCUUAGCUUUAUUGUCACAUAUUGCAGGGUCUUACAUAUAAGUUUUUGAUAAAUGUUUAAAUAUAAUGGCUUUGGGUUUUAAGAAUUUUGCCUUUGGACUGCCUUGAGAAAUCUUCAGUAAUUUUAUGUUUAUAGCUUGUCUUUUGUGAAAUCUCUGCAAACAUAAUGAAAAUUAUCAUCUUUCAAGUAUUAUUUUGGAUACAUUAUUUUUAUUCCUAAAGGUCUCUGUAAUGACUCCUAGUUGAUUGUUCUUAUUUUUUAAUGUUUUAUCAUGAAUGUCUCCAAAUAUACACAAAUGAAAGAGUUCAAUGAACCUCUGAUGCCACAACCAUCAAUAUUUCACCAUACUUGUUUCACCUGCCCCCUUGUUGCUGAGUAUUUUAAAGCCUGUCCAAGAUGUUAUUUCACCUCUAAAUAAUUUGAUACAUGUCUGAAAUGACACAUUUUCUUACAUAGCUGCAACGUCAUCAUCCAUAUUGUUUACAGUGUACCUAAUAACAAUCCCUAAUAGCCUUUUUAAUAGCCUAUGUAAUGCUUAGUCCAUGUUCACAUUUCCUCAGUUGACUAAAAAAAAAAAAAAUUUUUUUAUGGUUGGUUCUUUUGAAACAGGAUCUACUCAUUGUAUGUGAUUAUGUCCCUAAAGUUUCUUUCAGUUUCCUUUUAAUCUAUAACAGUCUUCUCUCUCCCUUUUUUUUUUUUAACCUCCAGAAUUUGGCUGAUUACUUGCUUCCUCCUCAUGUUUAGCUUGCUCCAUUAUCCUCUGUAUUUUACAUGGACUGAAAGUUAGAUCUAUAUGCUUAAUUAGGUUCAGAUUAUAUUUUUUCGAAGGAGGAGCAAGAGUACUUGCUGUCACUUCAUAACACAUCAAGAGGCACGUAAUGUCUGGUAAUUUCACUUCACGUGGGGCUAAGAUUUAUCAGCGGAUUCAGGUGGAAUAGCCAGAUCCUUUCAUGAAGCCCAACUUUUCACCUAUGGUUUUGUCAUCCGUUCAUUACCAUUGCAAAAAUUAGUUAUUUAAUUAAAGGAUGCAAAAUUGUGCUUGCUCUGUUUUGUUCACUUCUGCAAUUAUUAGCUGAAAUUUUGCUAUAUGGAUGAACUUCUUUCUCAUCCACUAGGGCGAGUUAGUUAUCCUGCAAUAUCUAGUCAGUUGAGUUGUUAAAAUCCCCAAUUGGGGACUUAAGAUGCUACUUUCUCCUUUAACUGAAAAGUCUUUCUAUCAUUUCACUAGACUUAUAACAAAGUAUUUUUCUUCCUUCUUGAGAAAGCUAAAGUUAUUCCUGAAUGGUGGGUUGGUGAUUUUGUGAGUUGGAUUUUGGGGUUAUGGGGAGGGUCUCCCAGUCCUGAGUGAGCAGUUCUAAAUCAGCUGUGAAGGUGUAGGGCAGCAAAAAAUGGCAGAAAAUAACGAGUAUAGCCCUUUCACUGUUGGGGGCUUGCAGUGAGGGUGUGGUUCACUUGGGGUAUGGGAAUUUAAAUAGUUCUACUUUACUAGAGAAUAAAUCAGACUCAGUAUGGCACCAUUAAAAUUUUAAAGAACCGUGGCCUUUAAAGGGCCUCAGUACAGUUUUGUAAUCAAACUCAUUAAAUUUUAAUGACUAGUAAGUAUAUCAUGGGAAGCUGUGGGGACCCCGAUGACUUGCCAAAGACACAGUUGGAUGUUCUGCUCGCUGUCUCUGAAGCCACAAACUUCCCUAGAUGUGACUGAAGUGGGGAGCAAGGUGGCUCAGGCAGUCAGGAGAACUCUGCCUUAGUAUUUAUUGAAUAGAAACUUCACUCACCGAAAUUUCUGGUAGUAAAGGUGUACAAAUGGCUGCGUGCUUUCUCAUGACCUGUUAUCCGUACUAUCACUUGCUCAUGCUUGCUUUUUUAAACCUUUCAGAGUUUGCAUCUUAUCUCUUUCAUCUUUCAUUUUUUAGGACAGUAAUCAUUUUAGGACAGUGUCUUCAGUCUGCUCUUCAAGUUUUUUACCAUGAAUUAUAGUGCGUCAGACUGGACAAGGUAUUUUAGUUGAAAUUUCACCAAUUAAAAAAUUGGAGAUUCCAGACUACUGAAAAGAAGGUGCUUUCAGAGCUGGAGAUGAGAAUAAGACUCCUGUGCCAGGCCUCAUAAACCACCUUGAGUAGAAAAUGACUGCGGUGUUCGAAGAUCAUUGCUACUGGAAGGCCAGUUAACAUCCAUUCCCUCAGAGAAACUUGAUCACCAUUUACUCUGGCAUGGCGCAAAGCAGUCCACAGCUUGAUAUUCAGGUUCUCCAUGAUCUCCGACAACGUUUCCCGGAGAUUCCAGAGGGUGUGGUGUCUCAGUGCAUGUUACAGAAUAACAACAAUCUUGAAGCCUGUUGCCGAGCCCUUUCCCAGGAGAGUAGCAAAUACCUGUAUAUGGAAUACCACAGUCCAGAUGACAACAGGAUGAAUAGAAAUCGCCUUUUGCAUAUUAACUUGGGUAUCCAUUCUCCUGGUAGCUACCACCCAGGAGAUGGAGCUCAACUUAAUGGUGGUCGAACACUGGUACAUAGCUCAAGUGAUGGACAUAUUGAUCCACAGCAUACAGCAGGUAAACAGCUGAUAUGUUUAGUUCAGGAACCACAUUCAGCUCCUGCUGUUGUGGCUGCUACUCCCAACUACAAUCCAUUUUUUAUGAAUGAACAGAACAGAAGUGCAGCUACUCCUCCUUCACAACCACCUCAACAGCCAUCUUCCAUGCAAACAGGAAUGAAUCCAUCUGCUAUGCAAGGGCCUUCACCACCACCACCGCCACCUCCUUCAUACAUGCACAUACCUCGGUAUAGUACAAACCCAAUUACUGUUACAGUAUCCCAAAACCUCCCUUCUGGACAGACUGUACCAAGAGCUUUACAAAUUCUUCCACAAAUUCCAAGCAAUCUCUAUGGGUCUCCUGGUUCUAUUUAUAUUAGACAGACAUCUCAGAGUUCAUCAGGAAGACAAACUCCUCAGAGUACGCCAUGGCAGUCCUCACCACAGGGCCCAGUGCCUCAUUAUAGUCAACGUCCUUUACCUGUUUAUCCACAUCAACAGAACUACCAACCUUCUCAGUAUUCUCCCAAACAACAACAAAUCCCUCAAUCUGCCUAUCAUUCGCCACCUCCUUCUCAAUGUCCUUCACCCUUCAGCUCUCCACAGCAUCAAGUGCAACCUUCCCAGUUGGGCCACCCAAGUUCCCACAUCUUUAUGCCACCUAGUCCUUCAACUACUCCACCCCAUCCAUAUCAACAAGGACCUCCUAGCUAUCAGAAACAGGGAAGCCAUUCAGUAGCUUAUCUCCCAUACACAGCAUCUAGCUUACCCAAAGGUUCCAUGAAGAAAAUAGAAAUUACAGUUGAACCCUCCCAAAGACCUGGAACAGCAAUUAAUAGGAGUCCUUCACCCAUCAGUAACCAACCAUCUCCACGGAAUCAGCACUCACUGUAUACAGCCACCACACCACCUUCAAGUUCUCCUUCAAGAGGGGUAUCUAGUCAACCAAAACCUCCGUUUAGUGUUAAUCCUGUGUAUAUUACAUACACACAGCCAACUGGACCUUCGUGCGCUCCAUCGCCAUCUCCUCGGGUGAUACCAAACCCAACUACAGUUUUUAAAAUUACUGUAGGCCGAGCAGCGACUGAAAAUCUUUUAAAUUUAGUGGACCAAGAAGAACGCUCUGCAGCACCAGAACCUAUUCAGCCCAUUUCAGUGAUACCAGGCUCUGGGGGAGAAAAGGGAAGCCAUAAAUAUCAGAGGAGUUCUAGUUCUGGAUCAGAUGACUAUGCCUACACGCAAGCCUUGCUGUUACAUCAGCGAGCAAGGAUGGAGAGGUUAGCAAAGCAAUUGAAACUUGAGAAAGAGGAACUAGAGCGGUUGAAGGCUGAAGUUAACAGUAUGGAGCAUGACCUGAUGCAGAGACGGCUCAGAAGGGUCAGCUGCACCACUGCGAUCCCAACGCCUGAGGAAAUGACAAGAUUGAGAAGCAUGAACAGACAACUCCAGAUAAAUGUUGACUGUACACUGAAAGAAGUUGACCUCCUUCAAUCUAGAGGAAACUUUGAUCCGAAAGCCAUGAAUAACUUUUAUGACAACAUAGAACCUGGCCCAGUUGUACCACCCAAGCCAUCUAAAAAAGAUUCCUCGGACCCCUGCACAAUUGAGAGAAAAGCCCGAAGAAUUAGUGUGACCUCCAAAGUACAGGCAGACGUUCAUGACACCCAGGCAACAGCUGCAGAUGAGCACCUAACUGGCUCCAAGCCGAGUCCUCGGACACAACCACGAGAUGAAGACUAUGAAGGGGCACCCUGGAAUUGUGAUAGCUGCACCUUUCUGAAUCACCCUGCACUAAACCGCUGUGAGCAGUGUGAGAUGCCGCGGUACACUUGAAUUCAGAAGAGGCUGCACCAGGUUGUGAGUGACAUUUUGAGCACCCAUCCUAAGAAAAGGAAGCUUCGGGAAUCUGUCCAUCAGCCCAGCCUUUUCAUUUCAGUUCACACGGGGAGGAAGAGUGACACUGGAUCCACUUGUGCUCACUAAAGGAAAAAUGGGGAUUUUUUUUUCCCCCUUUCUUAACUCAUUGCAGAGUGAGAGAUAGAAAGGGAUACUUGAAACCGGGAAAGCAUUCACUCCUGAAAGAAUGUACACAGAUCAGUCAGGAUUUCUUCUGUGGAGUCCCUAUUGUUAAAGUUACUGCUGAGUGGCCCUUAUUUUUUAAACUAGAACUUUGAUUCAUGGUGUAAAAUGUUACAGUUUAUGCAGACAAACUGUGAAUUGCCAGAGCAGACUUCUCUGGUCACAGCACUCUGGAAAACAAAGGCUCCCCAUGCUUCUUCCAGUUGCUUCCUGCUGAAGAGGAAGACAGGAAAAAGCACCCAGAAUAUGAUUUCUUUUCUUUUCUUGAGAGGGGGCAAAAUAAUAAGGGUAUUUGUAAUUGCUGCUUUUUUCAGGGGUAAUUUCCAACACACAUACAUGUACACAAGCAAGAUGUUUGAAAAUGUGAUUUGUAGCAGUCAGGAAUUAGGCAUAUCAUGCCCUUUGUUCUAAAGUACAAUCAGGUGGUGAGAUCCCUUUUGCUUGUACAAUAAUGAUUCAUCAAACCGUAUCAACACUGGUAACUAAAACCUAAUUAUGCCACUGUAUAACAGAUAUGUUUUUUAAGUUACUGCAUGCUUUGACAAGGCCAUUGGUUUUCAAACAAGCAGGCAAGUCCUUAUAAAGUAGGACUUUUAAUAAAUGACAUUCUUGUAAAACUGCGCUUUGCUAAUAGCACAGUGAAUCUGUGCCAAAUGUAAACCCAUUCCAAAAUCCAUUUGGAAAUCUGGAGCUCAGCUGUGGGUCUAUAAGACAUGUUUGCAGGCCAUAGGGCUUUCUUUUUUUCCCCUCCUUCCAGUUUUGUGAAGAAUUCCUAAUGUUUACAGCACAGAUAAAACUUUGUGCCAUGAUCCUAAUUUCGCAGAAGAAUGAUCAACAUUAGCUGUUCGAUAAAGAUUUAUUUGCACGUAUGUUAAUGUACCAGUGUGAGGAAAAUUACAGUUGGCCAAUAUCAUAAAGUUGCAUACUGCCUUAUUCGGGGAAGAAGACUAGUCAAGAAAUGUGACUGAGAAAGAUAAAUACAGAGUACUUUGAAACUAAGAACUUUUUAAAUUGAACAGACCGUAUCCAGAGAUAAUACUGAGGUGGUUCACGGAGCUCAGAUAAUACUAAAGCACCCCUUAUUUAGGAAACCAGAACUUUAGGGUGUGGGUAACUGAACAGAUAUAAAAUCAUGUGAGUCACUAGGAUACAUCACUAGAAAAUUAAUACUAGCACAUUUAAUUAAGGUUUCUGCCAUCGUUGGAUUUCCUUCCUAGCUCAGAAUUGGAUUUUGUAGUUUCCCCUCAUUUUGGUGAAGAUAAACAGCAAUAAAGCUGGUAGGUUUUCCAGUCGUAAAGGAUUUCACCUGAGGUUAUAACCUUAGGAGUAUUCACUGUCCCGUACCAUGUGCCCCCUACACAGACACACACUCACUCCCUCACACUCUCUCCCUUCAAGCUGUCAUUCUGUUGUAAUUUAGCAGUAAUCUCUGACAGACCUGCAAAAACAAGCUGCACUUAACAGCAUAAUGAAACCAAAGGCAUAAUAACUCAUCAUACUUUUCCAUCAAAACCAUGAUUUCACACUCCACCUACAGCUUUGAAAACAGGUUUUCAUACAUGGAAAAUUCCCUAAAAUACAUCCACUUGUCUCACAAAGUCAGCGUGGUUAUGUAAUUACACUGAUAAAACAUCUCUCGUACAACUGGCAAAACUGUGAAAAUGAUGAGAAGGCAGAUGAGCUUAAAAGCGUUGUUCUGAAAGCAGCGGUCUUUAACGGCUUUGUAACAACACUGCUAUCUGUUAGUCCUGUAUCCUCAGUAACAGUCUGUCAGUCCUAUCGUUCUGUAAUAUGCCAACGCCUUUGCCUUUGUAUGGUUUCCUAUCUCUAGUGAUGGUCAACCCCACUUGGUUUUAAGUACCAAUAUAGGGAAAAAAUACAUAUACUGCUUGGUGUUCUAGCUGAAGUAUUCCUAGUGAUAUGCUGAAGUGGCAGCAGUUAACUUGGCAGUUGUCAGUUGAGAAUGAAAGUAGCAUGUAUGAAAACAGUUUGAUGCUUUAUUAACACCAUGUAGAUGACUUUAAAACUAGUGCAUGAAAAUACAUCAAGGUUAAUAAGCUGUUAUCAUACAGUAGAUGCAUGGUUUCAGUCCUUUGGUAAUAUACCUAGUCAAUCAUUGUUUUCACCUGCCAGGAAAAAUGAGAAAAGAGUCUAUUGGAUAGGUGUGGGGGGUGGGGUAUGAGACAUCAGAGAUUGAUUUUAAGGAAGUUUUGCAUGUGGUAAUUUCUGAUCGUGCACAAGUUUCAUAUGCCAACCUAGGCUGUGUUCAGUUUGUAAAAUAAGCAAAAUUGUUUGACAUUGAUCAAUUUGAUAUAUUUAACUGUGUCCCAUAUGUAGACUGCUUCUUGCCAGUUUGAACAAGGAUUCACCCAGCUUUCAAGGUGCCUUUUCAAAAGCAUCUACUAGUCAGAUUGGUAUGUACAGGUAAUUGGCGUACAAGUGGUAGGAUAAAAAUUGGAUGAUGUCUGGCUGCUGAAGGUGUCGAUGUUCUUUUAAUCAGUCGGCACACUUCUUGUUUCUAGUCAGUUUUCUCUGAAAAUACAAAUAGUGUGAUAGUAACAGAUAGACCUGACUGUACAUUUUAUAUUAUUUCACUGUUUUAUAAACUGGGUUUUUAGAAAGCACAGUUGCCGUUCUGUUAAAGUAUAUUGCCCCUUAAAUUAUGACAUAGUUCUUCAAAGUUUAAAGUGGGAAUAGAGGAGCCAGAAACGUUCUAAGCGUUGUAAAACGUUUGAAUUUAUAUCGACCUUGUAUGGGAGAGAGUAGAGGCAGGGGGUUUUAAAGAAAUGCCUUGUAAAAAUGUAGUUUUAGAGCAGAUUAAUGAUGGUGGGGAAAGUGUUGCUAAUUUGUUUAUUUCCCUGAGAGAAAUGGGAAGUGUGAUGAGCAGUUAAGUAAUUUUUUAAGGAGCUGGUCUCAAUUUUAGUACUUAUUAAUUAUUAAAAGAAAUCAAUGUUUCCUUAAACUUUGUCGUUGCUUUGUCACAGUUAUCUAGGAUUCAUAUCCAACUUUCUGUGGCAACUCAAUCUUAUAUAGUACUUUAAGAGGUAAUUGUAAUGUCUUUUUGACAAUAUAAAUGAAAAGCAAGAAUAUAAGGCAUAGAAAUGUCCUUUAAAAAUAUCAAUGAUGUAUCCUGGAAUGUGAAAAUGGCCCUUUAUAGUUAAAAAUGGAAUUAUUUUAAUGUUGUACCAUUGUUCUGACCUUGAAUGAGUCCAUGUUGCAGUGUGUGUCUAUAUAUCCUUAGAGGAAGAAAAACAGCAAUUGAAAUGUUACUUUAAAAAAUCAGAAUACGUUGGGCACUGUCUGUGUUGCACCACUACUGUAUCUUUUUGAAAGAAUUAACAGUAUUUUCGUCUUGUAAAAGUUAAUUCUGAUGAUGUUUUCACGUGCACCAAACAUGCAUUUUUUUUUCCUGUACUAUUUGCAUCCCCAAGUAUUUAAUACAAGUAGAUUUUGCAUGGCUUGGGCAAUCAGAGAUAAUAGAAUGAUGACUCAAUUUUAAUUUCUAAAGCCAUGACAAGUUGCUUUGAGACUGAACAAUUCUGAAUUUUUAUUUAUAACGACAUCUAAUGUCCAUGUUUCCCUACUGUAAAAGAAUUGAUCAGUUUCUUCAUUAAAACAGCAA